This is a messenger RNA of Anthostomella pinea, 1230 nucleotides long. NCBI's taxonomy places the organism in Eukaryota, Fungi, Ascomycota, Sordariomycetes, Xylariales, Xylariaceae. The record is from the annotation of a GenBank genome assembly.
AUGCCCAACCCCGAACCCAGAGCAGGACUGGCGCUGCACCCUGGCUUUUACAUAGCGGCUUGGAUAUUCUUCUCCAACAUCACUAUUCUGUUCAACAAAUGGCUGAUCGAUAAUGCCGGCUUCCGCUACCCCGUCAUAUUAACGUGGUGGCACAUGACCUUUGCCACUCUGGCCACCCAGGUCCUCGCGCUCACCACCUCGCUGCUCGAUGGCCGCCAUGAUAUCAAGAUGACCAGGACGCUGUACUGCCGCGCCGUGGUCCCCAUAGGUCUACUGUACAGUGGGAGUAUGAUCUUCAGUACCCUCGUCUACCUCUACCUCAGCGUACCCUUCAUACAAAUGCUCAAGCAAGCUGACCAUCUGUUUCAUCAGGCUGCCGCGCCGGUUGUUACCCUCUUCAUCGGCUGGCUAUGGGGCGUGGAGCAUCCGACAUGGUCCAAGGUCCUAUACAUCUUGCUCAUCGUCGCAGGAGUGGUCAUGGCCAGCGCUGGGGAGGUUCAUUUUUCGUGGCCGGGAUUCGUAUACCAGGUCGGCGGCAUCGUGUUCGAGUCCCUUCGCGUCAUCAUGAUCCAACACCUCGUGUCGGAUGCAGGCCUGAAGAUGGACCCGCUCGUCAGCCUCUACUACUACGCCCCUGUCUGCGCUAUUACCAACCUCGUGGUCUCUGUCGCGUGUGGGUGGAGCUCCUUUGAGUGGACACAUGCUGUCGAGGUUGGGUUCUGGAUGUUGCUGUUGAACGCUGUCGUCGCCUUCAUGCUGAACGUGUCAAGCGUCCUGCUCAUUGGCAAAACAUCAAGUCUGGUCCUCGUCCUCACCGGCAUCCUCAAGAACAUCCUCCUGGUCGCUGCCGCGGUUGUUAUUUGGGGUACUUCGAUCGCCUCGAUACAGCUAGUUGGAUACGGACUGGCAUUAGGCGGCCUAGUCCUCUACCAGUCGAGUUGGCAGGAGUUGCAAGCGAACUACAACGCAAGUAUUCAGUGGGCUAGGGACCGCUCGACGACGAGGGGCACUAGGGAGAUACGGUUUCCUCCAUUUGCACGGAAGCCGCUCAUCGUUGUGGUGUCGGUGGUCGCAUCCUCGUUGCUAGUCCUCGCCUGGACCAGGAGAACCCAAUCUUACGGUAUGUCGAUAUCAGUCACAGGAGUUGUGAACGAGUCGGACCGCUUGUCCAAGGGUUGGCUGACCUGGAUACAUGUAAGAGAUGGCAAAUGGUGGAUUGGCACUGGAUGA